Messenger RNA from Dipodomys ordii (Ord's kangaroo rat), 2986 nucleotides. RefSeq names its product ADAM metallopeptidase with thrombospondin type 1 motif, 4 (gene Adamts4). The coding region runs from base 1 to 2550 and encodes 849 amino acids. NCBI's taxonomy places the organism in Eukaryota, Metazoa, Chordata, Mammalia, Rodentia, Heteromyidae. Gene Ontology annotation, cellular component: extracellular matrix. Gene Ontology annotation, biological process: proteolysis; extracellular matrix organization. The transcript is spliced from 9 exons. The record is from RefSeq and is a predicted model, not a curated record. Gene Ontology annotation, molecular function: metalloendopeptidase activity.
AUGGCCUCAGUCCCUCCCAGCUGGCGCACUCGUGCCUUGUCCUGGAUGGGCUUGCAUCCCAGGAGGGGCUUGGCCCGGUGCUGGCUGCUGAGAGCCGAGUUCCGCCUGCUGCUUCACUCAGUGCCUCGCUCCCUGCCACUGUGGCUGCUUCUGCCGCUGCUGGCCUCCCUCCUGCCCUCAGCCUGGCCAGCCAGCCCCCUCCCCCGGGAGGAGGAGAUCGUGUUUCCAGAGAGGCUCAAUGGCAGUGUCCUGCCUGGCUCAGGCUCCCCUGCCAGACUGUUAUACCGCUUGCCAGCCUUUGGAGAGAUGCUACUACUUGAGCUGGAGCAGGACCCAGGAGUGCAGGUCGAGGGGCUGACCGUACAGUACCUGGGCCAAGCACCUGAGCUGCUGGGUGGAGCAGAGCCAGGUACCUACCUGACAGGCACCAUCAAUGGAGAUCCGGAGUCAGUGGCAUCUCUGCACUGGGAUGGCAGAGCCCUUCUAGGGGUAUUGCAGUACCGAGGAGCUGAACUCCACCUUCAGCCCCUGGAGGGAAGCACUCUUAACUCUGCUGGGGGGCCUGGAGCUCACAUCUUACGCCGGAAAAGUCCUGCCAGUGACCAGGGGCCCAUGUGCAGUGUCAAGGCUCCUCUUGGGAGUCCCAGCCCCAGUCCCCGAAGAGCCAAGCGUUUUGCUUCACUAAGUAGAUUUGUGGAGACCCUGGUGGUGGCAGAUGACAAGAUGGCAGCAUUUCAUGGUGCAGGACUAAAACGCUACCUGCUGACAGUUAUGGCAGCAGCAGCCAAGGCCUUCAAGCAUCCAAGCAUUCGCAACCCUGUCAGCUUGGUGGUGACUCGGCUAGUGAUUCUGGGGUCCGGUGAGGAAGGACCCCAAGUGGGACCCAGUGCAGCCCAGACCCUACGCAGCUUCUGUGCUUGGCAGCGGGGCCUCAACACUCCUGAGGACUCGGACCCUGACCACUUUGACACAGCCAUUUUGUUUACUCGUCAGGAUCUGUGUGGGGUCUCCACUUGUGAUACACUGGGUAUGGCUGAUGUGGGCACUGUGUGUGACCCAGCUCGGAGCUGUGCUAUUGUGGAGGAUGAUGGGCUCCAGUCAGCCUUCACUGCUGCUCAUGAACUGGGCCAUGUCUUCAACAUGCUCCAUGACAACUCCAAGCAAUGUGUCAGUUGGAAUGGGCAUGGGAGCACCUCUCGCCAUGUCAUGGCUCCUGUCAUGGCUCAUGUGGAUCCCGAGGAGCUGUGGUCUCCAUGCAGUGCCCGCUUUAUCACCAACUUCCUGGACGAUGGCUAUGGACACUGUCUCUUAGACAAGCCAGAGGCCCCCUUGCAUCUGCCUGUGACUUUUCCUGGCAAGGACUAUGAUGCUGACCGCCAGUGCCAACUGACCUUCGGGCCUGACUCCCACCAUUGUCCACAGCUGCCACCACCCUGUGCUGCUCUCUGGUGCUCUGGCCACCUCAAUGGCCAUGCUAUGUGCCAGACCAAGCACUCGCCCUGGGCUGAUGGUACCCCCUGUGGACCCGCACAGGCCUGCAUGGGUGGCCGCUGUCUCCACGUGGACCAGCUUAAGGACUUCAAUGUUCCACAGGCCGGUGGCUGGGGGGCCUGGGGACCUUGGGGUGACUGCUCUCGGAGUUGUGGGGGUGGUGUCCAAUUCUCAUCUCGAGACUGCACAAAGCCUGUGCCCCGGAAUGGUGGCAAGUACUGUGAAGGCCGUCGUACCCGUUUCCGCUCCUGCAACACAAAGAACUGCCCAACAGGCACAGCACUGACCUUCCGUGAGGAGCAAUGUGCUGCCUAUAAUCACCGCACUGACCUCUUCAAGAGCUUCCCAGGGCCCAUGGACUGGGUCCCUCGCUACGCAGGUGUAGCCCCCCAGGACCAAUGCAAACUCACCUGCCAGGCCCGGGCACUGGGCUACUACUAUGUGCUGGAACCAAGGGUAGUAGAUGGAACCCCCUGCUCUCCAGACAGCACCUCAGUCUGUGUCCAGGGCCGCUGCAUCCAUGCUGGCUGUGAUCGCAUCAUUGGCUCCAAAAAGAAGUUUGACAAGUGUAUGGUGUGUGGUGGGGAUGGUUCUGGCUGCAGCAAGCAGUCAGGCUCCUUCAGAAAAUUCAGGUAUGGAUACAACAGUGUGGUCACUAUUCCUGCUGGGGCCACUCAUAUCCUUGUCCGGCAGCAGGGAGGCCCUAGUGUCCGGAGCAUCUACCUGGCCCUGAAGCUCCCAGAUGGCUCCUAUGCUCUAAAUGGAGAAUACACACUGAUGCCCUCAGCCACAGAUGUGGUACUGCCUGGGGCAGUCAGCCUGCGCUACAGUGGGGCCACUGCAACCUCUGAGACACUGUCAGGCCAUGGGCCACUUGCUCAGCCUUUGACGCUGCAAGUCCUGGUAGCUGGCAACCCACAGAAUGCACGCCUCCGAUAUAGCUUCUUCAUUCCUCGGCCAGCCCUUUCAACACCACGUCCCCCUCCCCAGGACUGGCUGCACCAAAGAGCACAGAUCCUGGAGAUACUUCGGCGACGCCCCUGGGCAGGCAGGAAAUAACCUCUCCAUCCCGGCUGCCCUUUCUGGGCACCCGGGCCUCAUACUCAGCAGGGAGAAUGAGGGGGCUUCUGCAGCUGUCUCAGGCUCAGAUACAGUGGGGAGGAGCAAUGGGAAUGAGCCCUACCCUUCCUCUCUGUCCUAAAGAGCAGGCUGGUCCUGCCCAGGUUUCCUGCCCAGGGAAGCAGUGAUGGGUUGGUGGAUGGAAGGGGCUAGCAGACAGUCCCCUAUGUAAACUUCCCCCUCAGCCUUGCUGGUCACAGGAGGGAGGGGGAGAGGAAGAUGGGUCCUGAGCCCCAUUUGUAUUUAUUAUUUAUUCAUUUUUAUUUAGCACCUGGGAAGGGGAUAAGGACUAGAGUCCUAGGAAAAUGGAUUCCUACCCCUUAUAGCCCCAUCCUGGCUAGGAAACCUAGGGAGAAAAUGAUAAGUAUAAAUGGUU